Molecule: messenger RNA, 1494 nt
Organism: Alosa alosa (allis shad)
Lineage: Eukaryota; Metazoa; Chordata; Actinopteri; Clupeiformes; Clupeidae
Product: early nodulin-75-like
Exons: 2
Coding region: 1-1494 (497 amino acids)
Source: RefSeq, a predicted model, not a curated record
AUGCAGGAACCACCGCUGGAGGAACCACUGCUAGAGGAACCACCGCUGGAGGAACCACUGCUAGAGGAACCACCGCUGGAGGAACCACUGCUAGAGGAACCACCGCUGGAGGAACCACUGCUAGAGGAACCACCGCUGGAGGAACCACUGCUAGAGGAACCACCGCUGGAGGAACCACUGCUAGAGGAACCACCGCUGGAGGAACCACUGCUAGAGGAACCACCGCUGGAGGAACCACUGCUAGAGGAACCACCGCUGGAGGAACCACUGCUAGAGGAACCACCGCUGGAGGAACCACUGCUAGAGGAACCACCGCUGGAGGAACCACUGCUAGAGGAACCACCGCUGGAGGAACCACUGCUAGAGGAACCACCGCUGGAGGAACCACUGCUAGAGGAACCACCGCUGGAGGAACCACUGCUAGAGGAACCACCGCUGGAGGAACCACUGCUAGAGGAACCACCGCUGGAGGAACCACUGCUAGAGGAACCACCGCUGGAGGAACCACUGCUAGAGGAACCACCGCUGGAGGAACCACUGCUAGAGGAACCACCGCUGGAGGAACCACUGCUAGAGGAACCACCGCUGGAGGAACCACUGCUAGAGGAACCACCGCUGGAGGAACCACUGCUAGAGGAACCACCGCUGGAGGAACCACUGCUAGAGGAACCACCGCUGGAGGAACCACUGCUAGAGGAACCACCGCUGGAGGAACCACUGCUAGAGGAACCACCGCUGGAGGAACCACUGCUAGAGGAACCACCGCUGGAGGAACCACUGCUAGAGGAACCACCGCUGGAGGAACCACUGCUAGAGGAACCACCGCUGGAGGAACCACUGCUAGAGGAACCACCGCUGGAGGAACCACUGCUAGAGGAACCACCGCUGGAGGAACCACUGCUAGAGGAACCACCGCUGGAGGAACCACUGCUAGAGGAACCACCGCUGGAGGAACCACUGCUAGAGGAACCACCGCUGGAGGAACCACUGCUAGAGGAACCACCGCUGGAGGAACCACUGCUAGAGGAACCACCGCUGGAGGAACCACUGCUAGAGGAACCACCGCUGGAGGAACCACUGCUAGAGGAACCACCGCUGGAGGAACCACUGCUAGAGGAACCACCGCUGGAGGAACCACUGCUAGAGGAACCACCGCUGGAGGAACCACUGCUAGAGGAACCACCGCUGGAGGAACCACUGCUAGAGGAACCACCGCUGGAGGAACCACUGCUAGAGGAACCACCGCUGGAGGAACCACUGCUAGAGGAACCACCGCUGGAGGAACCACUGCUAGAGGAACCACCGCUGGAGGAACCACUGCUAGAGGAACCACCGCUGGAGGAACCACUGCUAGAGGAACCACCGCUGGAGGAACCACUGCUAGAGGAACCACCGCUGGAGGAACCACUGCUAGAGGAACCACCGCUGGAGGAACCACUGCUAGAGGAACCACCGCUGGAGGAACCACUGCUAGAGGAACCACCCCACUGCUAG